Messenger RNA from Caenorhabditis auriculariae, 1951 nucleotides. The record is from the annotation of a GenBank genome assembly. NCBI's taxonomy places the organism in Eukaryota, Metazoa, Nematoda, Chromadorea, Rhabditida, Rhabditidae.
AUGAGGCUUUACGAGCGAGGGAGCGGUGUCCUGUCCACGCACGUCUCCAUCGAUGACGUCAUAGAAAAACUUGCCGCUCUUUCUGAUGGCCACCGACCGCAGCUCGUUGGAGAGCCCCUGCUUCUUGGAGAAAUGGCCGUCAGUUCCUAGAAACACUCUUAUCGCGAAGGAUAUUUUAGGGUUUCGCUUCAAAAAUAGCGCUUAUCAACCUGAAGUGGCCGACGGAGAGACUCGAUUUGCCAUCGAGGGUCGUGCUCAAGGUAAUCAGCUUUGAAAGCUUUCUCAAAGUUGUGGCAGGUCCCUACUAUGAUCAGCCAUAUCGAAGGGUUAGAGCAAAUGAAAAAAGAAGGGAAAAUCGAAGGGGAAGCCGUCGAUCUUAAUGCUCUUCAAGAUACCGAGUCUCUCUAUAAAAAGGUUGGUUCGGAAAUUUCACAGCAGAUAUAUAAAAAUACGUUGCAGGUUCACAAUGUUGAAAUGGACUUCUACACAAGAAUUCAGAACAUGGAAAAAAGAGAUUUGAGCCUUUUAAAGGUAUCAGGAUAAAGAAACGAUUGCAAAAAAGAUUUGAGUUUUACGGUGGGCGCUUGUUCGACGAGGAGAACAGUUCCAAAGGCUUUCUUCUGUUGGAGUACAGAGAAAAUCUCAUCCAGCUGAGCUGCUGCGAUUUCAUUGACGAACCAACUUUCCUACAGGUCAGGUCAAUCGAGACAUCAUUCAGAUAUACCAUUUUCUUCAGAUUCUUCGGAACUUCGCCGCCCUCCAUUCUAUACAAAAGUUUUACUCUGAAGAAGAACAGAAGAUCAAAAGCCGCGGUUAUCUUUCGGAAAUUUACAAACCGAUGCUCGUUUCUGAUGUAGUUGUCUUUCAGGUAAUCCGUGAUAAAUUGUUUUCAGAUGACACUGAAACUAAUGGAAAUCUUGAAAAACUUCACAAAAGACGAAGAGCUCGUGGAGAAGGUGAGGAAAGAGGUUGAGAGGAUGACAACUGAGGAGGAGAUUGCGGCGCUCGACUCGACUUCUGAAAAGCUAGGUGAGAUCGAAGUAGCUUCUUCGAAGACUGAAGAAUAUGAGGCUGCAGGAAUGAAACGUGUUCCGGUUCAUGGAGAUGGAUGGCAGUGCAACAUGCUUUUCCGCCAAAAUUCCGAGGAAAUCGUCCAACUCGACGCCCUGAUUGACUUCCAGGUAUGUAGAGGCUGUUGAUGUUUUCUUACGGAAAGAAAAAGAACUUUAUCAAAAUUUUUCCUAACUAAAACUCAUGCACAAAAGAAAGAAAUUCAAUUUUUUUUCGUCAGCUACAGAAGAACAUCAAAGAUUAGUUAAUAAGAAGCGUUUAAGUGAAAUAAUUCCUUGCUCAAAAUUAUGAGAAACCAAAAAAAAAUAGCCUCAGUGAUUAUUAAGCAGUUUCACAGCGAGUUGAGACCGUUUCCUGGUAAAUCUUGAAAAUUUAAAAAGGUCUCAAAAAAAUUCACGAAAAAAACUGUUUUCUUUCAAAGAGACUUGCUUCGGAUGAUCUUUUAAGAUCCUUAAAAUGAAGUAGAGCAAAGGUGAAAGAAAGACGAAUUCCAGACGCUUCAUUACGGAAAUGCGGGCGCCGAGUUGGCCAAAGCCUUCUGUUCGCUUCUGGAUAAAGGGCACAUGACUGAAGUCCGCGAGAAGUACCUUCAGAUUUAUUACGGUUUUUUGGAGGACGAAGUGCAAGGAGAAAUGCCGUUCUCAUUGGAGCAGGUUUGUCGUUUGGCGGAAGACAAUCAGUCGGUUUUCAGCUUCGGGAAUCGUGUCGUCGGUUCCUGCCGCUGCUCGCAUAUCUGAGCGCCUGUCAGAAGGCCGCUCUCGUCGAUGUCCAACUUCAAAAGAAGGAGCCGCACCUCCGCGAGUCUUUCAGGGAACAAGUGCUGAAUAACGUGCGGACCUUGCUUCACUUUUGCACUGAUCCUUCGUUUAGUAGUUUCUGA